Oppiella nova is the source of this 1547-nucleotide messenger RNA. NCBI's taxonomy places the organism in Eukaryota, Metazoa, Arthropoda, Arachnida, Sarcoptiformes, Oppiidae. The record is from the annotation of a GenBank genome assembly.
UCCACGAGUUAUAUUAGACUCCAAACCCCAACCCUACCCUAUAAUAACAUAGUUGAUUAAUAAUAAAAUUAUACUCAACGUAGAUUUUUUAUGGGCAACGUACCGGUGCUAAACAUUGCUGACCCUGCUCUUAUAAAAACCCUAUUGGUAAAGGACUUUCAUCUGUUCCCUAACCGUACCAAACUUCGGCCGUCCAGUAAUGCCAUAACCACACAAAACCUAAACCAACUGUCCGGCGACGACUGGAAACGUGUCCGCUCUAUAGUGUCGCCAACUUUUUCAUCGGGAAAAAUGCGCAAAAUGUACCCUCGAUUUCGGGAAUGUUUGACAGACUUCAUGAGACACCUGGACGGCAUAGCUCGUACCGGACAGACUAUAGAUUUGUGGAAAGCGUUUGAUGAUUUUGCAAUUGACGUGAUCGCCACCACCGUAUUUGCCACCAAAAUAGAUACCUAUAAGUCACGGGACAAUCGGUUUGUGGUAAAUGCGAGGCAAAAGUUUUCAUUUAACCUGAUCCAGGCUAUGGCCGGAAUUAUGUUGCCUAAGUUUUUGAGUCAAUGGCUAAAGGUUACAGAUCCCAAGUCUAAUGAGUUUUUCAUAGAUACUGUGAGACAUAUUAUAGGUCAGCGAAAGGAAAUGGGUACUGGGCAAAAGUAUAAUGAUUUUGUACAACUGCUUAUGGAUGCAAAGUUAAGGGAUAUUAAGGACCGUAAAAUGAUGCAGGACGAUGUCGAUGAUCACGUUGAUGAGGGAGAUGAAGAGUCGGAAAUUAGGCGAAAGGUUUUGGACAUCAAUUACGCCCGAAAACAGUUGACUGAGAACGAGGUGAUCGCACAGGCGUUUGUGUUUUUAUUAGCCGGGUAUUUCACCACAUUCUCAGCACUGGCUUAUUUUACCUACGAGUUGGCCCUAAACCCCUUAAUUCAACAGAAACUCUACGACGAGAUAAACGGUGCCAUCGAUUCGGACGGAGAGAUACCGUACGACGUGUUGACACGACUUCCCUAUUUGGAGGCCGUGUUCGCGGAGUCCCUGCGCCUACACUCCGGCGCCCUCCCAUUAGCCAGACUAGCAACCACUGACUAUAAAUUAGGUGACACCGGGAUUACCAUUAAAGCGGGACAACAGAUUGAGAUCCCUAUAUACGCCAUGCAUUUGUCGGAGCAUUACUUUCCCGACCCCUAUAAGUUUGACCCUGGUAGGUUUAUGCCCGAGAAUAAGCAUAAGAUUAAGCCCUACACAUACUUGCCAUUCGGGGCCGGCCCUCGAAAUUGCAUUGGUAUGCGAUUCGCGUUGAUUGAGAUCAAGAUAUGUAUGGCUCACCUGAUUAGACGCUACCGAUUCUACCGGUGCCCGCAAACGGACGUUCCCAUUGAAUACAAGCGUUUCAUUCACGUAAUGCUUCCCAAACGACUUGUCGUUGGAUUUGAGAAACGCAUUCAAUAAAUGGUUUUAUGAAUAAAAUUUUGCUCAUAAUUAAAAUGAUUAUGCUUACAAUUAGCCUAUUCUUAUGCUCGUUCAUUAUUAAACGGAAUUAAAAUUUUGCU